AUGCUUUCACGGAGCCUCAUAUCAUUGGUGACUCCUCGUGCCCUUCCUUGCCUUUCCACAGUACCCCCUCUGGCUCGGCUACCCCUGGGUCUCCAAUGCGGUCGCGUAUUCAUGAGCACCGAAGUUCCCAAGGCAGAAGAAGAGAGCAAAAAGAAGAAAGUUGAAUUGCCCAUUGACGUGUAUGACAAUAACAAAGAAUGGUGGGAGCAGAUAACCUCUCCGCACGACUUUAUGCCUAAGGUUGGCACUGCUGGAUUCACUCUUGGAUGUGCGAUGCUCAUCGCUAUGAUAAUGUACAAUGAAUGCGAAGAGUCGGAGGAAGAGGCUGAAAACGAGAGGCUGCGUCAGGCUCGCCUCGCGGCCAAGGACCAACGGCAAUCCUCCUCCUCCUCUUCCACAAAGCAGUAG
Perkinsus marinus ATCC 50983 is the source of this 408-nucleotide messenger RNA. RefSeq lists its product as hypothetical. Lineage: Eukaryota; Perkinsozoa; Perkinsida; Perkinsidae. The record is from RefSeq and is a predicted model, not a curated record. The transcript is spliced from 3 exons. The coding region runs from base 1 to 408 and encodes 135 amino acids.